Molecule: messenger RNA, 1081 nt
Organism: Dermacentor andersoni
Lineage: Eukaryota; Metazoa; Arthropoda; Arachnida; Ixodida; Ixodidae
Source: RefSeq, a predicted model, not a curated record
GAUUAAGCUAACGGAAGAAAGUUCAAAAAUCUGCACUAUGAGUACGCCAUACGGGCGCUAUCGCUUCCUGCGAAUGCCCUUUGGAAUAUCGUCAGCCCCAGAAAUUUUUCAAGCUGCAAUGCAUCGCUUGUUAGACGGUCUACCCAGUGUCGCAGUUGUAAUGGAUGAUAUACUAGUCUGGGGCAAGACAAAGGAUGAGCAUGACUGCAACCUGACACUCGUACUGACGCGCUGCCGUGAGCACAAUCUGCGACUCAACCUCAAAAAAUGCACCUUCCUGCAGGCGGAGGUUCGCUACUUGGGACACAUCCUCACUACGCAAGGCCUGCGCAUCGACCCGGAGCGUGUUCAGGACAUUCUGGAAAUACCCGAGCCUAAGACCAAGACGGCGUGGCCGGAGCACAAGCAUGGUGUCCCAGAGCCGGGAAGGCCAUACUGGACCUACAGGGAAGAAGUUCACGCACAAGAUGGGCUAGUCUUCCGAAGCAACAAGAGGCUCAUGGGGCGGCAGACCCGGACCCUCCUGCCGGUACCAACAAUUCACCUGGAGCCAGAGGCCAUACCCAGCAAGGAGGUCCACGACCGUCUCCAGACGAUCCGGCGCCGGCAAAAGAUCCACUACGACCGCAGCGCCAGGAACCUUUCCCCGCUGACUCCGGGACAACGCGUAACGACGUACGACACUCUCCAGAGAACCUGGGCUCCAGCUAUUGUUCUAAGGCCAGCCGCAACGCCAAGAUCUACGAUUGUGAAGACCGAAGACGGCCAUGAAAUCCGUCGCACAAGAGAACACCUGCGGGAGGCAGCACCUCAACCGGAGCCAGAAUCAACCUCGCAGGGGCCUUCAGAAGACGACCUCCAGCCUGGACAACAGCAGUUACGCAGGAGCACAAGAUUGCGUCGGGAACCCUGUCGAUACCCGUUGCGAGAUGAAACUUCUAGACCUUAUCAUCAUUAAAGGGGAGAUGUGGCCAUAUCACACUGUCAUUCUGAUAGCGCCCAGACUGUUAACAUGUGACGCCUACGUCACCCCUUUCCAAGUGUACUUAUAUCGCUCCCUCCCAUGAAUAAAGGCUUUUCG